AUGGCGAAGACGGCCAAGGAGAUCUUCGUCGAGUGCAUGCAAAAGGGCGGCGUUCCGACCGGCCUUACCGCAAAGCAGAAGAACCGCGUCAACACGAUCUUCGAGUGGUUCAGCAGCAUGGCAACCAGGGAGGAGCUCGCGGCUCUCUCGCCCUCGGCUACCGACUUGGGGGGCGCGAGGAUCAUCGCUGCGAGGCUGGACGCGCUCAUCAAGGCGCGAUUUGCCAAGCUCUACAGCGACAACUGGGAGGCUCGCAAGGAGAAGGGGCCGAGGACGCAGAAGGUCCCGCUCUCGCUCCAGGCUGCCAAGGGACCUCUCACCUCCACCGCCCUCAGCACUGCCAUCGAGAACCUCGGCAGCCACAGGACUGGGCUCUUUGAACCCGCUGUCAGUUUGGUGCAGCUCACGCUCGUGUUCUGCUCGGGCUUGAUGGACUCUCAGACGCUGAUGUUCCGACUCAGAGACUGGAUGCAAGCACGCUGGCUGACGCUCGAUGCGCCCUCGCGGCCGUCGGAGGUUGCCGAAUACGGCUCCAUCGCGCGGCUGCUGCGUCCGGGGUCCGAGGCGCUCUGCCGCGAGGCGGACUGGCACUCGCUCAUCGCGGCGGCGGUCGAGAAGAAGGCGCUGCCGGAUGUCGUCGAUCAGCUCACGGUCGCACUCAGGAUGGCCUCCGAUCCGGCGCACGGGGUGCUGCUGCUCUCUGUGACGUGCCGCCUCGUCCUCCAGACGCUCGCGGCCGGCGGCGACUCGACGCAGUCGCUGACGGUCCUUCCCGAGCCCCUCGACCGAUUCCUCCUCGGCCGCCGCGUCUCCGGCAGCCCGGCCGCGUCGCUCGAGGCCAUCGUCACGGCGCUGUCCGGCGCCGGCCUCGCAAAGCGCCAGGUCAACCGGCCCGCGGUCGUCGCCCUCUCUGCUCACCUGCUCCGGCUCAACAGCGUGCACAGCCUCCUGCACGCCGUCGCGCGGAGCGCGCCGCUGCACGAGGCCGUCGCCCAAGCCGUCGCGGACGCCAUCAGCUCGAGCGAGGGCGGCCACCGGCUGUCUCCCGGCGUGACGAGCCUGAUCUCCCUCGUCGUGCAGAACGUGGCCGCCUCGGCCGCCGCGGCGGGUGCAGCCGCUGGGCCGCUGACAAACGCGAUGCUACAAUUCCUGGGCGAAGUGCAGAAGCGGGCGCCGGCCCUCGCCGCCGCCAGCCUCGCCAGCGGAGUCGUGACUGAGGCCCUCGCGAGCGCCGUUGCAUCCAUCCGCCCGCCCGCCGCCGCCAAGGCUGCCUUGCGCCUGGGCCACGACUUCGUCUUCCAAACGCUGCAGGGCUUUCCCGCUCACCUCCUCGAGCGGCAGUCCCUCCGCCAAGCCGUGGCGCUGAUGCAGUCCCGCGCCUCGAGCUCCGAUGUCGACCCGAGCAGCCGGACCCAGGCGCUCAAGGCGCUCGCCGCGUUGGCCGAGAUGCGCGCCUGGGGCCCGGCCGACGCAGCCGCCACCCAAGCGGCCGCUGCAGAGGGCAAUGCGGAAGGCUUUGCAGAGUGUUCGCACGCUCUCCUCGAGACCAUCCGCGACGCCAUCAGCUCUGGCCACAAGCCCUUCAUCUGCAGCCUCGGCCUCGCGAUCCAGGCGCUCAUCGCCGCAAACCCGUGGGGCCUCCGCCGCCUGCCGCUGCCCUUGCCGCUGCCAGACCCUGCACGCGAGGACGCCGGCGCUCCUCGGCUGGCCCCGGCGUGCGAGGCGUGGGUCGAGUCGAUCGAUGGCGAGUUCACCAACUUACUCGACUUGCACGCCGCGAUGCCCGCCACGCCAGCCGGCCAGGCCUUCACGGUCCUCGAGCGGGCGGUGCUGGGACCUGCGCGAGUCGGCUGCGUCAUCCACCGCGCCCUGUCCACGCCUGCCGAAGCCCCCGGCCGCGCCGCCCUGUUCCACCUCGUGCGCGCCCUCGUCGUGCGGCCCGGUGACGCACGCAGCACUGCAGCGCAGCUCCUCGCGGCGGCGCCCACGCCGACGCAUCUGGCCCCCUCUGGCAUCACCACCGGCCUCUGCUCCAGCGUUGCGCCCUCGCUGGUGGGCGGGCUGGCCCUCACGCAAGUGGAGUGCAACUCGCUCGCACACGAGCUCCUGCAGGCAGAGCGCCUCAUCGCUCCCGACGCGUGGAGCCAAAGAGCGUGGGCGUUCGCUCUGCUCGCCGCGGUGGCAGCGAGCGGAAGCGGCGAGGCAAUGGAAGCGGUGCCAAGCGAGUGGAUCGUGGCCCAGCUGGCGAAGAUGUGCCAAUCCCCCCCGGCGGAAGCCUGUGGUGGGGCCAAGAACUUGCUCGCGUGCCUCGACCCGCUCUUGCGGCUGAGCGCGCUGGCAGUGCAGCGGCGGGGCGCCCAGGCCGAGGCGGGGAGCCGAGCGGCGAAUCAGGAGGUGGCGUCCUUCCAAGAGGUGCUGCAGGGCAACUUCGUGGAGCUGGCCGUGGCGGGUGCCGAGCGCCGUGCGCUGGAGGUGCUCUUCCUCCAGCCUCGCCACGGCGCGAUUGCUGCGCUCGCCGCGCCGCUCGCUCGGCUCCGCUCGCAGGGCCAGUCGUGCCCGCGCGCCGCGGCGGCGCUCCUGCGCUCGGUCGGCGAGGCGAGCCUCCUCUCCGGGCAAGCUCUGCGGAGGGAGGCGAGGGCCGUGGCGCAGCAGCAAGCCGCGCCCGCGCCCACGCCGGCCCAUGAGGGGCUGGACGAGUACGACUACAUGGAACGCGAGUCCGCCUCCGCCCGCCUCGAGGAGGAGGAGGCGCGGCUGAUGCUCGAGGCGCUCAACGAAGACCCGUUCUGCAGAUUUGUGCCGUGUCUGGCGGCUUGCGCCGCUGACCACGCGACGCCCUGUCCGGUGCGCUGCUCGGCGGUGACUUCUCUCGGCCGCAUCGCGCAGCUCCACCCCCGCGUGGCCGAGGGGCUGCUCCCCACCCUGGCGCCGCUGUGUGCGCGGAGCGAGCCGGCCGAGGUCCGCUCGCGCGCGAGCCUUGCCGUCGCGUCGCUCGUCGCGAGCGUGCCGCGGCUCGUGGAGCCCCUGCUCGAGGAGGCGCUGCGCGCCCCGCUGCGCGCCCCGCUGCGCACGCCCGCUCUGCUGCGGCGGGCGGCGGGCGCGAGCCUCCUCGACUUGUGCGCGGCGCGGAAGCUGCGGGCGGCGACGGAGCUGCCGCUCGUGCUCCCCUGCCUGCUCGACCCGGACCCGCAGCUCGCGGCCCGGGCUUGGGGCUGCGUGCACGCCGUCAUGAAGCACGAGGGCUCCCGCUGGUGCCGCCUCGCCUACGCCGCACUGCUGCCGCUCUGCCACACGGCAGCCCAGCCCCUCUUCGCGCGCCUCGUCGCGCUGCUCCUCCCGACCGUCGUGGCGGCGCGGGCGGCCGAUCUGGCACAGGUCGGCGAGGCGCUGGUGCAAGCCAUGUCCAAGCUCGUCCAGCCGCCCAAGGUGCUGCGCCGCAACCUCGCCACGCUCGCCGCCUCGUGGCCGCCGUCGGACCGCAGCUUGGCCGCCGCCCUCGGCGCUCUCGGCGGCGGCCAGGCGAGAGACGACGCCGACGCCGACGCAGCGGAGGGCGGCGCGACAGCAGGCACGCGCGUGGCUCGAGAUUCGGCAGCCGGCCCACGCCGUGACCUCCACACCGUGACUCGUUCCGCUGUCAAGAAGGGCUUGGCCCAGCACGUGCGCGCGGCGAAGCAGGCCAGCGGCCUCAAGGGCAGCACGCUGGACAGCGUCGCUCGGCUGCUCGACGCCGCGCGCCCGUCCGGCGGCGAGCGGGGCGAGUCGGAUGACUCGGACACGUCGUCGAACGAUCCGGGAGACGAGCGGGCGGGGCGAGGGCGGGUCGAGGCUUGCGAGGCUUGCGAGGCCGCGUCCGAGUCGGGCGAGGACUUUGACGCGCCCGCGCCUGAGACCAAGCGGCGCGCGGGGCGGCGGGGCGCCGCCCCCGCCCGCGACGACAGCGGACAAGGCAAGACGGCGGCCGAGGACGGCGACCGUGACGACCGGGCGCGCCGCGUGCUGGGCCAGCUGCAAGCGCCAGCCCCCCUCUACCGGUGCACGCAGUUUGAGGAUGCGGAGGAGGGCGGCGGCGCCCGGCCGCGGCCGCCAAAGAAGACGAAGAUGGCCAAGCCUCCAGGCGCGAAGCGGCUUGGCGGCCGGACCUGA
Messenger RNA from Emiliania huxleyi CCMP1516, 4146 nucleotides. RefSeq lists its product as hypothetical. The record is from RefSeq and is a predicted model, not a curated record. NCBI's taxonomy places the organism in Eukaryota, Haptophyta, Isochrysidales, Noelaerhabdaceae. The transcript is spliced from 5 exons. Bases 1 to 4146 code for a protein of 1381 amino acids.